AUGUCUCGAGCCCCUCCUGGUGGUAAUCCAGGCCACUUCGGCGGCAUGGGGUUGCCUGGAGGCAAUCCUCGAAUGGCCCCCAGCCAGGGCCAGAGACCGCCUCCUGGUGGCGCAUCAUAUCAACCCUAUGGUGGUGCUCCGCAGGCGGGAUACGGUGGCCCUCAAGGAUACCCUUCAGCACCUGCACAGCGUGGCGAGAAGGGCCCGUCUGGAGGCGGACGGGUGGUAUCACUGCAAGCUGAUUUACGGAAACAUGCAAAUUUCCCCCCUCGACGAGAUGGCACAGACUACUAUGUUCUCCUCCGUGCCGGCCAGCCACCCGGCGAGUUCGUCGUCACUGCGACACCUAUUCAAGGAUUCCCUCGAGGCUGUAUUAGUCUGUCCGACCCCCAACGCACAUGGUGUGGUGUUGCUAUGAGAGAUACCUUCACCGGAGAGGUUUUCGAUCCUUUUGCGUCUGGCGGCAAGGCAUAUUUGGGGACUUUAGAUGUGGAAAUUGGGUUCGCUUCACCGACAAAGAGGACAGAGACCCCGUACGACGAAGAUGAGCUUUCCAAGGUCUUUAUCAACACUUUCCAGAACCAGGUCCUUGCUCCUGGGCAGAGAAUUCUCAUGGACGUUCGAAACAUACCGCUUAUGAUCGUUGUCAAGACUGUUGGCCUAGUUGACCUGUCCAUGGCGGAUGAUGGAAGCAAACAGAUCCACAGGGAGUCUCAUGCUAGGGGAAUCCUCACUAACCAGACUCGUGUUAUGUUCCAUCGUGAUGCCAAGGGAGACUUCAACCUCAAACCUUCAGCCACGAAGCCAAACUCCAACGCAAUCCUGGCUCCGGACUUCAAGUUUGAAGAUAUGGGAAUUGGUGGACUGGGAAAUGAAUUCUCGACCAUUUUCCGCCGUGCAUUCGCAUCUCGUGUCUUCCCCCCUGGCCUGGUCGCUAAGCUAGGCAUCCCCCACGUCAAGGGAAUGCUUCUUUACGGCCCCCCAGGAACGGGAAAGACAUUGAUUGCCAGACAGAUUGGUCAUAUGCUCAAUGCCAGGCCGCCAAAGGUUAUCAACGGUCCCGAGGUGCUGAACAAAUAUGUCGGCCAGUCUGAAGAGAACAUCCGCAAACUCUUUGCGGACGCUGAAAAGGAAUACAAAGAAAAGGGGGAUGAGAGUGGCCUUCAUAUUAUCAUCUUUGACGAGCUGGAUGCUGUCUGUAAGCAGCGUGGAUCUGGAGCCGGCGGAGGUACUGGUGUUGGCGACAGUGUUGUCAACCAGCUCCUUGCCAAGCUGGAUGGUGUUGACCAACUCAACAACAUUCUCCUGAUCGGAAUGACAAACCGAAAAGACAUGAUUGACGAAGCCCUAAUGCGACCUGGUCGUUUGGAGGUGCACGUUGAAAUCUCUCUUCCGGAUGAGCAGGGCCGACUGGAAAUCUUAAAGAUCCAUACGGCAAAGAUGAGCACCAACGGUGUCUUGGACCCGAACGUCGACUUUGAGGAACUAGCAGGCCUUACGAAGAAUUUUUCAGGUGCUGAGAUCAGCGGUCUUGUCAAGGCGGCAACUUCAUUUGCCUUCUCACGCCAUAGCGAAGUGGGACAGCUGGCUGCAGUCAAGCAGGAUGUUGUAAACAUGAAGGUGAACCGCGAUGACUUUAUGAAUGCCCUGACUGAAGUUCAUCCUGCCUACGGAGUGUCCGAGGCCGAUCUCGAAGAGGCCGUUAGACGAGGCAUAAUACACUACAGCCACCACAUUGAGACCAUCAUCCAGAGGUCGAUGGGUGAUGUUCGCAUGGUCAAGCAAGACCCCGACCAAUUCAGCACAUCUGUGCUGUUUCACGGCCCAAGUGGAUCCGGAAAGACAGCCCUGGCCGCCCAUAUUGCUAUGCGAUCCGAAUUCCCCUUUAUUAAGCUGGUGUCUCCGGAUGACCUGGUGGGGUAUCGAGACGAAUAUGCCAAGAAGGACUACAUUCACAAAGCCUUUGCGGAUGCCUACAAGUCAGCCGCUAGCAUCCUGAUCCUCGACGACUUUGAGCAGUUGAUAGGCUGGAAUCCGAUCGGCCCGCGAUUCUCCAACGUCAUACUGGAGGCUCUGACUACGCUGAUUGCAGCAAAGCCCCCCAAGGGGCACCGGCUCCUUAUCUUGGUUACAACAUCGCAGGUCUCGACACUGAAGAUGUUGGACGUUGAACGGCGCUUUGAUACAACGGUAGCCGUUCCUGCAGUCUCGAACCUCGACGAACUUCGUCUUGUGCUUAAUGAGUCAGGUGCUCUAGAUCCAUCUAGCGCGGAUCAAACGAUCAAUAUGAUCCGCGAUCGUACGAGGUCGGAGUCGGUAGCUGUGGGAGUCAAGAUGAUCCUGACUCUUAUUUCUAAAGCGAGAAACCAAGGCCCCAGCAGCAGCAUAGUAGAAAAUCUAUCAGAUCUCCUAGCUGAAAAGAUAAACCAGAUACGGCUUUAAAUGCCUUGAUAGAUUAUAUUCUAUAUAAAAUGUUUGUUCUAAGCAAUAGGCUAUCCGCAAUCUAGAGGAAUUAAUAAUAAUUAUAUAUAUGU
This is a messenger RNA of Trichoderma virens Gv29-8, 2534 nucleotides long. RefSeq lists its product as uncharacterized. The transcript has 4 exons. NCBI's taxonomy places the organism in Eukaryota, Fungi, Ascomycota, Sordariomycetes, Hypocreales, Hypocreaceae. Bases 1 to 2442 code for a protein of 813 amino acids. Gene Ontology annotation, molecular function: ATP hydrolysis activity; ATP binding. Gene Ontology annotation, cellular component: Golgi stack. The record is from RefSeq and is a predicted model, not a curated record. Gene Ontology annotation, biological process: Golgi to plasma membrane protein transport; SNARE complex disassembly; intra-Golgi vesicle-mediated transport.